CAGAGCUAGAACGUGUGCUCAGAGACUGCCUGUCAAUGGGAGGAGGACGCAGACGGACAGAGCGAGAGAGAAAGCGAAAGAGAGAAAGAGAGAGUGAGAGGGGAGAUUCUACAGCAGUUAAUUAAGGAUCACUCUGUAUGUGCCUGUAAACGCAAAGAGGCAAAUCUAUUCUGUGUCAGUGCCAGGGUCUCCUCGAGGGAAUACAGUGAUAUUUCAAAGGAGGAAAUGGCAAGGCUCUAAAUCUGUUUCAGUCUCUGUGCUCAUUGUUGGUCGUCCUCAGACAAAGUGAAGGAGGGCAAGCCGUGAAGUGUCAGAGGAGUUUGGGAGUCUCGACACCUAAAUCAAGGAUAAAGUUGUGGGGGGGAUUCACAUCAGCUUCGGGAUGGAUGGAUUUAAGAUAAUGUGAUAGAAUAAUAAUUUACUCUACCAGGAUUACGAGGAUCUUUACUCAGCAGAUGUGUGCUGUCAUGUCCUGGCUGCUUUGCCUGGUCCUCUGGGUCAGUGGGACAGCCAUCCAGCUCUGCCAGGCCACCUUCUAUGAGACCAUACAGCUACAGCCGCACCAUGUGACACGGCCUGGAAGGACUUCCAUUCACAUGAUUGAAGGAGGAACGUGUGAAGUGAUUGCGGCUCACAGAUGUUGUAAUAAGAACAAGAUUGAGGAGCGGUCCCAGACGGUCAAGUGUUCCUGCCUACCAGGGAAGGUGGCAGGGACCACCAGGAACAGACCCUCCUGUGUUGAUGCAUCCAUAGUGAUUGGUAAGUGGUGGUGCGAGAUGGAGCCCUGCCUGGAGGAUGAAGAGUGCAAGACGCUGCCUGACAACUCAGGCUGGAUGUGUUACACUGGGAACAAGAUCAAAACCACCCGGAACACCCAACAACCUGCAAGCAAAGAAUUCCUCUAACUUUAGAUGGGCCAACUGCAAAGAUCAAUCCAAGGACCCAGACAUUCAGCUUACCUUACAGUUAUACGUGUGAACAUCCCUGUAUAGAAAGGUGUGAAUUCUCAAAGAAACUGCUGCUCAAGGGCACUGAGGAAUGAUGCAGCUAAAGCAUAGCAAUGGGGAACCCAGUGAUUUCACAAUGUUGUUUGAUGGAACACUGCAUUUGGAUGUACAGCACAUCUGAACUGUGUCUGAUAUUCGUCUGAGUAUCUACUGCCGCCACUGUCCCAGCUCUUCGUUCUCUGGUAUCAGCAAACUCAGGCAGACUCGGCGAAAGAGAGACAUUUCUGGGUUACUUUGAGGAAAACUUGCCGUGGGGCCUCAGGAUUCUGUAUAUACCAUGUUUCAGUAUCUUCAUGUGAACAAGAACAUUGUCUACAGUAUGAUGGUGGUAAGAUGUAAAUGAUUCCAAACUCUGAUCUGUUCUUGUCCAUGUGUUCCAGAUUCCAGACCACAGCCAAAGGUCUAGUGUUUCUUAAACAUACAAUAACCUAUAGGUGUAGAUCAUGUGAGGAUGCAACUGUACAUUGGAAUCAUUUGGCCAAUAACAAGACGUUUCUUUUAUCAAAACCGUUUUUGUACUUGAAUUCCUUAGGUCAUCUCUGUUGCUUCCUUUUAUAGUUCAUUUAUCCAUCAAACGUUUACCAAAAAACACAGUAGGCCUAUUUUGUUGUUUUUUUACUUCUUUAGAUGCCUUGUGUGUCAAAUUCUUCAACAACAUAUUAAAAGUCUACCAUUGCUUUGUGCAUAAAUAUUAAAUUAAACUAUGGUGUGUUAUGAAAUUAAAUAUCUAUUUAGCAUUGGCUGCUUGAAGUAUCAACAAAAUCAGCUUAUCAUAAGUGAUGAAAUCUGGAUAAUAAUUGCCUCCACAGUGCACAGAUGUCAGAAAUCACAACGAUCACAAUCAACUAGCCUGCUAAUUGGGUUAAGUAAGUAUAGGAAAUCACAUGACCAGAAUGCCAAUGUUUAAUUUGUACAUUCAGACGUGAAAGUAUAUUUAUUUUCUUACCGCCCAAGUAGCAGUAAAAUAAAUGACACCACCUAUACUUUCAAUGCAUUUUUCUGCAAAAGGUGGGUAAACUGUCCAGCCCCCUAAAAAUGUGGGUAAGCUGCAUUGUUUAUCCUCCACUACACCACUGUGGUAAUGUUAAAUAAUGGUUUAAUAGCCUAUAGUUUUAUUGGCAUUUUGUGUAAAUUAUUGUGAUAGACUCAAGUUUUACCGGUAUAGUGUACCCCCAUCAUUUAUUUUGCCGGAACGCUUUAAUGGACCGUACCGGCCUACUUUCACCUGUGUACAUGCAUCUUUUUUAUUGGGUAGCCUACUUGACCAGUUGAAUCCAUAAAACAGUAGCUACAGAACUGCAGCACUCUGGGAAUUCUACCCUAACAGACUGGGGUUUUGAAGUGUUCUGCUCACAUUGUAAAGAAGAAAUUAACUUGACGAAUAAGGACAGUCAAUAAAAAACAGAUUUACUCUGAAGUCUUCCGCUCAACAAAGGAUGCCCAAUGGAGCACGAAGCGGAUUAUAGAAAAUAUUUUUAUAUUACAAAGCACCAGCAACCAAGCAGUCAGCAGGCAGAUGUAAAACUACCAGACACCCUGAAGGGAUCUUCUGAGUGUUGCUCUCUGGCACAUGUUGUCUGGAAUCUCCAUCUGUGCUUGUGGGUCAAACGCAGCAUAUAAACACACAGUGAAAUCACAUCGCACCAGUGGCAGGCAAGGCUAGUGAUAGCAGAAAGCAACAUGCAAGUAAAGGCACUGUAUCCUAACUGUAUUCUGAAAUGUGUUCUAAAGUGUAUUCCAAUCUGAACAACUAUUGAUGAACUGCUAGUGGGCAUACAGUACCAGUGUAAGCACACAGCCU
Messenger RNA from Oncorhynchus gorbuscha (pink salmon), 2808 nucleotides. Its product is annotated as chemokine-like protein TAFA-1. The transcript has 6 exons. The record is from RefSeq and is a predicted model, not a curated record. The coding region runs from base 456 to 905 and encodes 149 amino acids. Gene Ontology annotation, biological process: regulation of neuroblast proliferation; neuroblast differentiation. Lineage: Eukaryota; Metazoa; Chordata; Actinopteri; Salmoniformes; Salmonidae. Gene Ontology annotation, molecular function: receptor ligand activity.